Condylura cristata (star-nosed mole) is the source of this 1287-nucleotide messenger RNA. RefSeq names its product protein FAM47A-like. The record is from RefSeq and is a predicted model, not a curated record. The transcript has a single exon. NCBI's taxonomy places the organism in Eukaryota, Metazoa, Chordata, Mammalia, Eulipotyphla, Talpidae. Bases 1 to 1287 code for a protein of 428 amino acids.
AUGGCAGAUAAGAAGUGGCUAUUCGGGUCAGGGUCAAGGGAACCGAUGCCUCUGGGCAUGCACUGCAAGCCCUGGUACAGAGACAAUCUACCUUCCAAGUGUUUUGCGAAACACAAGGUUCUCAAAUUCCCUACCUCCCUGGAUGGUAAGCGGUGGAGAUUUGUGAGAGAGGGGCUGGAUGAUUUCAGGAAGGGCUGCCCGCCUUGUGACGAUCUGAUCACUCGUGGCCCUCAGAAGGGCUUCCUCCCCGUGAUUCCACACAAAGUGCCCCAACCUGCCCCCCCGAAGAGUCACAAAUCGCUGGUCAAAGAUGCAGGCCUAUUUUCCAAGCUCUCGCCAGCCCAGCUUGAGCGGAAGGCAUUCAUGGCGGACGUUGACAACCAUCUGACGCGGCAUCCCUUGUCUGUAUACCCGGAUUUGGAUGCAGAUCUACCUGCAGAUCUCCUACUGAAAGUGCUGCAAGUGCUCGAUCCUGACAGGAAGCUGGAGGACAUAUGGGCCUACUGCGAGGGCACCAGGGAAAGGAUAAAGACCCCCCAAAAGGUUUGUAAAACUUACCCUGGAAAAGUCUACCUGGAACCUCCCAAGAAGACUCCUGGGAUAUGUCCUGACAGUGUGCUUCGUAAAGAAAAAAAGCCAAGAAAAAAGGGUUCACGGAAACGUCUUUCUCGUAGGAGAGUUCCGGAAAGAGUUCGUGACUUCUGCAACUGGGUUGCUGGUUUUGGAGACUUGGGCAUUGAUGAAAACUUCUUCAUGCAACUAUUUGACAAAAGUUCUGAGUGCGACCGAAAUAAUAAAGUACCUCACAUUAAGAAAAUAGGUCAGAUUCCUUUGGAGCUAAAGUACAGCAUGGAGCUAAAUGAAACCGAUCAAGUAAAUUUCUCCAUAGAAGAAACAAACUGGGAGAGAAAACUCCAGAAAAUAAAGGAUCCUUAUAAACCCGACCGUGAGAAGAUAAGGUAUGGAGCAUGGUAUCUGAAGCCCAAGUUUUGGCAAAAGUUAAUAAAUGAUGAACCUUUGAUUGACCCCUAUAUUGCUGAAGGAUUUGGGAAGCCUCCUACACCAGACAUUCUUGAAGAGCUUUAUGGAACAAUAGCUUUUAAAGAUUACGUUCUAAGCAAAGGCUACGAAAUGCCAUCCAUAAUUGAGAGGCUGUUUACCAAGAAGGGAUGGAAAUAUGACUCUAUUAAUACUCCCAUGGAAAGAACAAUACGCCUCCAUGCACUCAAAGAUGACGAUGACGAGGAGGAGGAGCCAGUGCUGAUGUCGUCACCGGAAGUUGAAUAA